AUGAGGCUUUCUUUGCCAGAUCAGUUUGCCAGCAUAGACGUGGUCGGAGACGGUUCUACGUCGAGAGGAACACGGAGGAGGGAAGGGAACAAAGACAGGAGCCCUAAGAAAGGUGCUGCCAGCUCCAGAACAGAAGGUGUGGCCACGGGGGAGUUGGGAGCAGCGGCUCUGAGGAGCAGUCCUUCCACCCCGGGCACCUGGAGGCACAGAAGUCAGAGAGGUGAGGGCCAGGGGCGGGAAAGUGAUCCUGACAGUAAACUCAGGCUCAGAGAGCUACAAAGGACAACCCGGGAAGCCCGGUCCCUUCAGAAUCCCUUUGGGGACCAGGCGCUGUCUGUGGUCAGUAGGACUAUGUUUCGGGAGAAGCCUUGUGUGUGUGUCUUUCUGUUCACCUGUGUCCUCCAGCUCAGCCACACCUGUGAACAGAAGCUGACUACACCCAGGGUACAAAAGGGCCUCAGAGAGUCCUCCCUGGGAUCAGUACAUGCCCUGGUGCUGCUUCUCCAGAGAGUCACCAUGGGGGUGGAAGAGGUCCGGGAUGGCUUGGUGACUUUCCUUUUUCCUAGGUCCGUGAACAAUUUCCUGAUGACUGGUCCAAAGGCGUACCUGAUCUACUCCAGCAGCGUGGCGGCUGGGGCCCAGAGCGGCAUUGAGGAAUGCAAGUACCAGUUUGCCUGGGACCGCUGGAACUGCCCGGAGCGCGCCCUGCAGCUGUCCAGCCACGGGGGGCUGCGCAGUGCGAACCGCGAGACGGCGUUCGUGCACGCCAUCAGCUCCGCCGGCGUCAUGUACACCCUGACCAGGAACUGCAGCCUGGGCGAUUUUGACAACUGCGGCUGUGACGACUCCCGAAACGGGCAGCUGGGGGGCCAAGGCUGGCUUUGGGGAGGCUGCAGUGACAACGUGGGCUUCGGAGAGGCCAUUUCCAAGCAGUUCGUCGAUGCCCUGGAGACAGGACAGGACGCCCGGGCGGCCAUGAACCUGCACAACAACGAGGCCGGCCGCAAGGCGGUGAAGGGCACCAUGAAACGCACGUGCAAGUGCCACGGCGUGUCCGGCAGCUGCACCACGCAGACCUGCUGGCUGCAGCUGCCCGAGUUCCGCGAGGUGGGCGCGCACCUCAAAGAGAAAUACCACGCGGCGCUCAAGGUGGACCUGCUGCAGGGCGCCGGCAACAGCGCGGCCGGCCGCGGCGCCAUCGCCGACACCUUCCGCUCCAUCUCCACCCGGGAGCUCGUGCACCUGGAAGACUCCCCGGACUACUGCCUGGAGAACAAAACGCUAGGGCUGCUGGGCACCGAGGGCCGAGAGUGCCUGCGGCGGGGGCGGGCCCUGGGCCGCUGGGAGCGCCGCAGCUGCCGCCGGCUGUGCGGGGACUGCGGGCUGGCGGUGGAGGAGCGCCGCGCCGAGACCGUGUCCAGCUGCAACUGCAAGUUCCACUGGUGCUGCGCCGUCCGCUGCGAGCAGUGCCGCCGGCGGGUCACCAAGUACUUCUGCAGCCGCGCGGAGCGGCCGCGGGGGGGCGCUGCCCACAAGGCCGGGAGGAAGCCCUAG
Molecule: messenger RNA, 1554 nt
Organism: Lepus europaeus (European hare)
Lineage: Eukaryota; Metazoa; Chordata; Mammalia; Lagomorpha; Leporidae
Gene: WNT8B
Product: Wnt family member 8B
Exons: 9
Coding region: 1-1554 (517 amino acids)
Biological process (GO): neuron differentiation; cell fate commitment; multicellular organism development
Cellular component (GO): extracellular region
Molecular function (GO): frizzled binding; cytokine activity
Source: RefSeq, a predicted model, not a curated record